AUGCAGCUUUCCAGCUCUUUCCUCUGCAUGCUCCUUGGAGCCACCGGCAUGGUCAAUGCUCUCAACAUCAAGGCCAUGUCUUUCAACAUCCGAUACGCCGAGAAGAACCCCAAGGGCAAUGAGAAGCCCUGGGGCAAGGCCGACUGUGGCGGUAGCUGCAGGGCCCCUGGCGUGAUCGGAUCCAUCGUCGACGCCGACAAGGCCGCAUCCGCCGGCGGCGGUGCGCUCCUCCCCGGCCUCCAGGAGGUCCUCGACGACCAGCGCAAGGACAUCCUCACCGCCCUCGGCAGCCAGUGGGCCUCGGUCGGCACCGGGCGUGAGGACGGCAAGGCCAAGGGCGAGUUCAGCCCCAUCCUGUACCGGACCGACGUCUGGAACCUGAUCGUCGAGCGCACCAGGUGGCUCUCGGAGACGCCCAACAAGCCGUCCAAGAGCUUCGGCGCCGGCUCGACCCGCAUCGUCACCAUGGCGAUCCUGGAGCACAAGGCGACGCGCAAGCGCGUGCUGCGCGCAAACUGCCACCUCGACAACGUCAGCUCCGAGGCACGCGAGAAGGGCGUCGCCAUCGCCGUCGACCAGAUCAAGCAGCUGCAGGCCGAGCAGGCCGACCCCAAAGCCAUGCUGCCCAUCAUGCUGACGGGCGACUUCAACGCCGACGCCAGCGACGUCGCCUACCAGAAUAUGGUCAAGAUCGGCCUCCUCGAGGACGCCUACAACAUGGUCGACGCCAAGGCCCGCAAGGGCGAGUUCGGCACCUACACCUCGUUCGAGAACAACGGCAAGGCCCGCAUCGACUUUGUCUGGCUCGGCCCCCUGCCCGCCAAGCCCUUCAAGGCCACCGCCUAUGAGGCCAUCAACAACGUCAAGGGCCCCGUCAUGUUCAGUGACCACAGGCCUGUUGUUGCCGACACCACCCUUGCCUAA
This is a messenger RNA of Gaeumannomyces tritici R3-111a-1, 924 nucleotides long. RefSeq lists its product as hypothetical. The record is from RefSeq and is a predicted model, not a curated record. Gene Ontology annotation, molecular function: 3'-5'-RNA exonuclease activity. The coding region runs from base 1 to 924 and encodes 307 amino acids. NCBI's taxonomy places the organism in Eukaryota, Fungi, Ascomycota, Sordariomycetes, Magnaporthales, Magnaporthaceae. The transcript has a single exon.